UCUGGUCGGCAGCGAUAGCGGCAGUACCAGUGACGGCAGCAACACGUAGUAGCAGUCAACGGUGUCCAGGCAGCGCAACGCUUAGGAGGCAUACAGAACAUCGAGAUCCGUUCUUCAUCCGACGCGCUGAUUACGGUGCAUCACGCAGCCGCAUUACGGAGCGGAUCUCCUGUCCGCAGCAUCCUCUUCGUUGAGCGUCGCCGCGGCUACGUAGGCGGAUAAUUAUCAACCGGAAAUACGUUAGGAAGUCAAUCAAGCUUGAUCCUCUGCUUGGCAUCUUUGUGGCAGAAUGAAGCUAUGCUGGAGUUUGGCUCUCGUGGCCGUCGCCUUGUUGAUGAUUCUUACGAAUGCGCGAGCGGAAGCUGAUCUGUGGGAGGAGGAUGACAAGGAGGUGCUUGUACGGACAGUACGUGGUACUAAGGAACGAACAUCCGGCAGCUCCUCAUCGUGCAGAUAUGUAAAGGGUCAAUGGUCGGAAUGCGACUCAAAUACCAACACGCGGUCGCGCACUCUGAGCCUCAAGAAGGGCGAUAAGUCCUGCGAGCAGACUAAGACUAUACAGAAGAAAUGUAAGAAAGCAUGUCGAUACGAGAAAGGCACGUGGAGCGGAUGCGCGAAUCAGAUGAUGACGAGAAUCGAUAAUUUGAAAGCGAACAGCGAUACAUCCUGUGAGAAGACGCGACGGCUCACCAAGAGGUGUAAACCAGAGACCAACACCAAGAAAUCUGCCAAAGGUGAUCGAUCGAACAAGAAAUCGGGCAAGCAGUAAUUAUCCGCCACACAAUCUCCAAUCAUUUCUUCUAAUCGGGCAACGAAAGCGAAACUUUCAUCUCUACGAUCCCCCAACUUCUUUCGAUCCCUUUUCCUAUCGCUAAUUAAUUGCGAGGCAGAGGCAGAACACAAAUUUGAAUCGAUCGUCGAUUGAAAUGUUUAUCAUAUAUAUAUAUAUGUACUGCCUAGGAAUCAUUUGCAUUUUGGAUGCAGACGCGUACCGCGUGACUGUAAACCGUUUUCAAAGUGCGCUGCAGCCGUCGAUUAAUUACUGUUAAUAAUUACGGGAUACUGCAUACGUUUCGGUGAUCACAUCUGUUCUCGACAGUAACUCCGUUAUUAACCCUUCCAGGGUUUUCUUGUGCUAUUGUAUUACUAUUAAUUAGUAAUAUUUAUAUCAGGUGUAUGUUGCGCGUUAAAUUUUGGCUUAAAUGUUUUGACAACUUCAACUUCCGAGUAAACAUAUUAGAUUGGUUACACUUAAUAAUAGGUCCGAGGUUUGUAUGGAAAAUAUCACGUUCAUAAGCGUAUGCCUGUGUCGAAGAGAGAGAGACUCUUCCAUUUAACCCAUUGACAUAAUUUGCAACGAGUUCCCCUGUUAGAGGAGUUAUUGAUCGCAUAAAGGUAUUCUAAAAAUGGACGAUGGCGAGAUCUUGGAGGGUUAAGCCGCGCAAUCAACCGAAGAAUUGAUUGGGAACCGAUACGUAACAUGUUCGAGAUGACGAAAGCUGAACAGGGCCGAUCGUCUAGACACAUAGUGAUGCAGUUUGUGCAUUGAAUUUUCGCGAAUUUGACCCUCGCAUCUCUCGAUGCGACAUUUUUUCAUGCCUUGUGAAUUCGGAUAUUUAAAGAUCUGUAAGGAUUCAGGAGUUAGCUUUCUUAGCGUGUUCUUGCAAAAUCUGCACCACUGGUUGUUUGAUUAAUGAGCGUAGCACACAUCGUAGAGCUCCCUGACUAGCAGCAGCCGCCAUUUCGGGUUCGCAGAGGAUAAGAUCAUCCGCCAAAGUUGUUCUCUCGUCUUCCCACAGCGAUAUUAUAUUAUUAUUAAUAUUAUUAAUAUUAUUGUUUAUCAUACAAGAAGCAGCAGCGACCCCCAUUUGGCUUAGCUGCUGAUCCACUUAAAAUCAUGUACAAUAUUUGUCAUACUAAACAGCUUUCAUUCGAUUGUCACGUAAAUAUACAAUGUUCGGUGUUCAAAGUAACUGUGUCCUGUAUCAUAUAACAUGCGCGAGAUAUUCCGACAAUUAUUACGCCGUCGCGAAGGUUCAUCAAUUUAAACAAGGAUGCUCGAGCGAGAAGCAUCCGUUCUGUGUGGCAUCUUCAAAACGGUCACGAUGAAUCAAAAAUUAUGAAAUCAAAAUGAAUGAACGAUCAAACGAUACACAUCAAAAUGACAUUUGUCGAGAGAAUUGAAAUAAAAUACGAAAAAAAUAUAUUAUAUUAUUUAGCACAGAAUGUUCGCGCGAGCCUGAUGAAUUUAUCCGGAAUCCUCCGCGCUCCUCUCGGCAGGACGUUGUCACUUCCGAUGUUAAUAUUCGCAAUUAACGUUAUAAUAAUAUUGUAUCAAGUGAUAACUGGCAAUUAUGGAAACUCGCCAAUGAGCAUGAAAAUCAAACUGAAAUAACUCGUCGUCUCGUCAAACAUGCACGCUCGCGCGUGCAGGAAAGAGAGAGAAAGAGAAAAAAAGAGAUAGAUCACUGGAUAUCUUUUCGACGCUACAAAAAUCAAAUCCCUCCUCCCUGCAUACAAGAUUGUAAUUCGUUUUUAAGUCUAGAUGUAUAACCGGAGGGCUCGUCGAUGACAAGAAAUUAAGCCUGUUUGCGCGUUUGGUAUUACACGCGAGUGCGAGUUGCGUCGUGCGGAUGUGUCUCGCAAGAAUGCAUAGGGGUAGAUGAGACCCGAGGAGAGAGUAUUUUUCACAUACAAGCAUACAAUAAUAUUUUGAAGGUAUCUCUUCCUCAUCUCCAUCUAGAUCUUCGAUACACGAAGGAGGCUCGGUCCUUCAGCUCCGAAAGUCGAGAACAAACGUCGAGAUUAUCGGCGGAUUCUUCCACGCGUCGGAUUCCGAGGACCUCCAGGAGUUCAUCUAAGACCCUGUGGACGCCGUACGCGCGGAAUCGCGCGCGCGUCAUCGUCAAGCGCCUAGUUCUAGCUCCCGUAUUACAGCAUAUCAUCAUUACGCGUGAAGCGAAUUUUAUCGAUAAACUAGGAUAGCGUUAUCUCCGUUUUAUGGACUCUUCGCUAAUUACUGUCCUCACUGAUCCCACAAAUUCCUCCAACCGAUGAACUCGACUUCACCGGAUACAUUCGUCGUUCCCUCCACCUCGAAUUGCCAAGGUCGAAGCUGUGUUCCGCACCGAGACCAGUUCGUAUCAGGGACACACCACGGAAGUCGACUCGUUAUGUGCAAAAGCAUUCAAUGUGUCUCUCAUGAACGUUACAUCUAUUUUAUAAUGCGUACUAAUUGCAUGCGUAAUCUACGGAGAUCACUCACGCUAUUCCUCUCGAAAAAGCUUUUUCGGUGUCCGAAGACGAUUCCGGAAAAGCGCAAUCGCUAUACUUUUUAUGAAAUGCGCGAGUUUGCAUGCCUCUUAGUUUUCAUAGGAAUCUUAUGCUCUUAACGAUCAUGCAGGAUUGCGGAAUUUCUGAACCAUCCGAAUAUGUCGUGCAGUUAUCUCGGCAAUGUAAAACAGAUGUAACGAGUCUCGUGCUUGACUUCUCUGUGUGGAGCUCGCAGAAAGCUCUCCAUGUUUUAAUCGCAUUGUAACAUAGCAUGAUAGAAAGAUACAUCAGUAAACCUAGAGACUAAUUUUUCAAAUCCUUCGAUAAAACUACAGGAUGUUUCGAGGAGAAUGCGUGCGUCGAUAGCAAAUGUCAGUGCUCCUUUGGAGAAACUUCGAAGCGGAUUUCUCUCUGACUACGCAAAUUUUUAAUGAAUCGUGAAUUAAAUUCUGCAAAUCUGCACCUGCGCUCCGACACUGUCAAGAAAGAUUAUAGCACAAUUUUAAUUUCUGUCUUUAAUUAUAUAAUUCUGCUCUGGAAAAUCCCUCUCGAUAGUUCUUCCAGGACAGCUUUUUGCUAUCUGCGUGCACUGCAUCCAUCCUACGGAAUAUAUAUAAAUCAUAGAUAUUCUAGAUAUUAUAAUAAGAGAAUCGUUCAAAACUUUAUUCGUUAGAAUUAAAAUAAUUAGAGACAUACAAAUCACCCUUCUAAUUACGGAUCGUUGAGUUUCAUGAUCGUCGAUCUUGUUGAUGGUUUAAUCUUGUUAGUGCAAUUAUAGAAAUUGUAUUAGACUGCUUUGACCAUUUCCAUUGGUAUGACAGAUCGCUAAAAAUUUUCUACGUAUUUCGUUAAGAUUAAACAAAUUCGAUUGUACAUUUUCCAAAGAUGUCAAUUUGUUAUACAAAUCGAUAACUGCUUCGCAACGAUUUAGAUAAAUAAUUGUUAAAUGUUAUUUGUAUAAAUCGCUGAUCGCGCAGUUGUUUCAUUAUGGACAGUUUCGUCAGAUCGUAUAGCUUAGGAUAGCUCCUGAAUUUUGGAUGUACUGUAGCUCGAUGAAAUCGAUGAUUUUCUUUACGAACUACUAUAAAAAUUGUAUAAUGCAUCUACUUACUUAUUGAAAUAAUUGUGUAACCAUUACACAUGUAACAAAAAUCCAAUGUUGUCAAUAAAAGUAAAAUAUUAUAUAUACAA
Molecule: messenger RNA, 4464 nt
Organism: Acromyrmex echinatior (Panamanian leafcutter ant)
Lineage: Eukaryota; Metazoa; Arthropoda; Insecta; Hymenoptera; Formicidae
Biological process (GO): mesoderm morphogenesis
Cellular component (GO): extracellular region
Molecular function (GO): growth factor activity; heparin binding
Source: RefSeq, a predicted model, not a curated record